Cuscuta europaea is the source of this 471-nucleotide messenger RNA. Lineage: Eukaryota; Viridiplantae; Streptophyta; Magnoliopsida; Solanales; Convolvulaceae. The record is from the annotation of a GenBank genome assembly.
GAGGCCAACCAAGGAGUGAAGUUCAUAUUGAUUCCUCAUAAUACACUGUAACGUUAGAGUGCCAAUUUUAAGUAUGAGGAGGCCCACAAAGUCCACAAUAAUCAACCGUAAAAGGGCAAACGAAGAUCUAGCUAACAAAGAAAAUGUUGACCAUAAUGUUCACAAACGUUCGUUGCACCAUCACAAUGGAUCAUCAAAUGUUCUCAUUGAUAGAACAAAUGUCUCGCUUUUGCCAUUUAAUCGUUCUUCGAGUGUGAGGACAAUGAAUAUCAGUAAUAAAGGGCAAUGCUCAAAUGUGUGUCUUCCCGACUACCAUCAUAUGUGUGACGAAGUAUCAACGCAUAUACAAGAUGAACUUCCAUCACAAUCACAUCAAGUCGAAGUAUUGCAUUUGCCAUUUAAUCAUUCUUCAAGUGUGAGGACAACGAAUAUCAAUAAUGUAGACCAAUGCCCAGAUGUGCGUCUCCUGGA